CUUCCCCGCGAUCCUGGCGGCGCCGCGGCCCGUGUGCGGCGCGGCGCUCGGGCCGCUCGGCUCGCUGUGGUCGGGGGGUCGAGCUGUGAGGGAGGCUAAUGCUAACUGCUCGGGCUCGUACUCGCUCGCUCCCGAGUCGAAUUUCCCGGUCCACCUUAAACGGCGCGUCAGACGUUACUGUAACGGCCGAGGCGCAGAGUGGGACUGCUGCACUGCUUAAGGUGGACCGGAACGUUGGAGCGAGAGGCUGAGCGCUUGUCCUGCGAGUCUCUUUAUAUUAGAUGUUAAAUGUGUUUUAACCGCUUAUUGGAAAUCAGGAGCGUCUCCUCCAACACGGGGGCUCGCUGAGACCCCCUGCCCCGCGGCUCGCCGAGACCCCCUGCCCCGGACCCGAGCCUUAUUUUAGCCCCUGGCUUUUCUGUAGCCAGUCUGUGGCAUUAACUGGCCUUUCCUGCCUAAUCCUCUGCCUCUCUGCCUCUCUGCCUCUCGCAGUGAAGCUGACGUGUUCUGGAUGCUUUACAGGGUCCAUUUCCUCGCUGAGAGGCUGACUUGCCUUUCUUUACCUCAGUCUAUCAUUUCUAUGGCUUCAGUUCUGACAGGCUGUGUUUUGGGUUGCCUUUACCCUCAUUUUUAAUUUUUUCUGUGCUUUUUUUCACUCUAAUCUUAUGACAUCAUUAUUUUAAACAAGAAGUUUCAUCAUCACUUCAGGAUCUAAUCCCGCCGGCCAUGCGGUGAGGACCCCUGACCCUGAGAGUCCUGCCUCUGUCCAUGGAUGCCGGUGCGGCAUCACAUCAGCUCACUCAAAGAUGGAGGACGGAAAAGCAGAAACCAGCGCGGCCCCUCAGCCGACCCCACCCACUGAAGACCCCACCCUGAACGCCGUAGGCUCCCACAAACCCGGAGAGCCGGAAAACUCACCCGCCGCAGAGAAAAUUCCCAAUGGUCAUGUCCGAGCAGAGCCGCUGGAGAACGGCGAGGCGUCGGAGCCUCCGGGAGCCGCAGGGGACCCUGCACGGCCCCCCACCAGCGCCCGGCCCGACCCAGGUGUGGCCUCUUUCCCUCACAGCCUAGAGAAGCCAGACGGCUCUGCUCACAAGAGCGACGCAUUGCAGUCACUCAGACUAAGUAUUCCAAUGCAGGAGACCGAAUUGUCCAGCGAACCGUCUCUGGAGAUGGAGAACGAGGAGAAGAUCCGCUUGGAGGCGCGGCGGCGCCUGGAGGAGCAGCUCAAGCAGUACCGCGUCCAGAGACACAAGGAGAGGUCUCAUCGCUCGACUGCGAAGUCCCGUCCCUUCAGCACUCUGGACCCAGAGCUCAUGCUGCAUCCUGAGGGUCUCCCAAGAGCCAGUACCGUCGCCAUGACGACAGAGUACUCCUUCCUGCGCACCAGCGUUCCUCGUGGGCCCAAACUUGGCAGCCUAGGGGGAAUCCCACCUGCCAAAGACAGGAAGUCCAAAUCGACCCGGUCCAACAAGAUCCACUCUCUAGCGGACUACCGGACACCGGAACCAGACACCAAAGCCUCCGAGAUGGCCACACCUUCCGUUUCCGUUUCCGCUGACACCUCGUUCGGCUCGGUCCAGUCCGCUGUCAGCUCCGUCUCCAUGGUUUCGGAGAUCAGCGUGAGCUCCGGACCCGAUGCCCCCCUGGAGUCGACCCGAACGAUCCGGGACAACGUGUCAGAGGUGGAUGGAAACGACAGCGACAGCUCGUCCUACAGCAGCGCCUCCGCUCCAUACGGCGUGCUGGCGCUAGCGGCCAGCAGGGCGGCGGCACCGUACACGGUGGAGGGCCGGGAGGUGGCAGCGGAGGCGGUGGGUCAGUUCCCCCCACUGAGGGACGUCCUUCAGGCGGCCAGCGAGGAGCAGCAGCAGCUGAUGGAGCUGGAGCAGGAGAGAGAGGGAACAGAGCCUCGCAGCCGCAGAGACAGCUUCUCCAGCAGUGUGUCGUAUGGAAGCUCAGUGAUGGGAACCCAUGAUGAGAUGCUGCAGGUGCUGAAGGAGAAAAUGAGAUUGGAGGGGCAGCUGGAGUCUCUCUCCUCAGAGGCCAGCCAGGCUCUGAAGGAGAAGACGGAGCUCCAGGCUCAGUUAGCGGCGGUCAACGCUCAGCUGCAGGCUCAGACUGAAGAGGCUCGGGUCAGCGUGGAGCGCCAGAGCUCUCUGGCCUCGGAGGUGUCCACUCUACGGGCCGACUGCUCCACGCUGGAGCGCGCCAUGACCGACCUGCAGACCCAGCUGGAGGACAAGAACGCCAGCCUCACGUCGCUAGGCAACGACCUGCAGGUCGCUGAGGAGCAGUACCAGAGGUUGAUGGGAAGGGUGGAGGAGAUGCAGCAGAGCAUGACCUCCAAAGACAGCACAGUGAGUGAUCUGCGACAGCAGCUGAGCAGCCUGCAGGCCCAGCUGCAGCAGGUCCAGUCGGAGCGCAGCGCCCUCCACAGCCGCCUGCAGACGUCGCAGGCGGAGGUGCAGUCCCUGCAGCAGCUGCGCAGCUGGUACCAACAGCAGCUGGCCCUCGCCCAGGAGGCCCGCGUCCGUCUGCAGACUCAGAUGGCCAACAUGCAGGCGGGUCAGAUGACUCAGAUCGGCGUGCUGGAGAAUCUGAAGAUGGAGAACGUCAGUCUGUCUCAUCAGCUCUCCGAGACUAAACACCGCUCCAUUAAAGAGAAGGAGCGGAUCGCCGUCCAGCUGCAGAGCAUAGAGGCGGACAUGCUGACGCAGGAAGCGGCAAUCCAGCAGAUACAUGACGCAAAGUCGAUGGUGGAGGAAGAUCUCCAGCACAAACUGGAGGAGUUUGAGGAGGAGCGAGAGCAGCUGCUGAAAAUGGCCAACUCGGCUACGACGCUGGAGAGAGAGCUGGAGCAGGUUAAGGUGGCUCUCUCUCAGAAGGACGCCCAGCUGGCCUCAUUCCAGCGUGAGCACGUGGAGCUGAUGAAGCAGCUGACGGCCGCUCAGGAGAGCCUGCAGGGUAAGGAUCAGGCGCUGCAGCUGCUGGAGGCUCGGUAUGCCGAGCUGGAGGCGCAGCUGCAGGAGCUGCAGGCCGACUCGUCCACGCGGGACGACGAGCUGCACUUCCUGCGCAAUGAGAAAAUCGUCCUGGAGGUGGCGCUGCAGGCGGCGCGGGUCGAGAAGAGCCAGCUGGACGACGGUGCGGAGCGGCUCGGGGAGGAUGUGCUGGCGGCCGCGGAUACGCUGGACCAGCUCAGGCAGGAGGUGCAGGUGAAGGCCACACAGAUUGAGUCCUUACAGCAGGAGAACGUCUCCCUGAAGAAACAGGCGCAGAAACUGAAGGAGCAGUUCACGCAGCAGAAGGUGAUGGUGGAGGCCUACAGGCGUGACGCCAGCUCCAAAGAGCAGCUGAUCUCGGAGCUGAAGGCAUCUAAGAAGCGUCUGGCUGUGGAGGUGAAGGAGCUGAAGGAGGAGGUGCUGAAGCUGCAGGGAGAGAAGGCCAGCGGAGAGCAGGAGCAGCAGCGCCUCCUGCAGGAGGUGCAGAGAGUACAGCACCAAAUGAGCAGCCUGGAGCAGCAUCUACAGACCGUACAGACGGAGAGAGAUCAGCUGGACACACAGCUGCAGUCUCUUCAGCUCGAUCACAGUCAGCUGAACGCUGUGACGGAGGAGAACGAGGCGCUGAAGAAGAAGCUGGAGCAGAUGCAGGAGGACGCCAAAAAGGCGAUCUCGGAGCAGAAGGUGAGGAUGAAGAGGCUGGGCACGGAUCUGACGAGCGCUCAGAAGGAGAUGAAGGCCAAGCACAAGGCGUACGAGAACGCAGUGGGCAUUCUGAGCCGCCGCCUGCAGGAGGCGCUCACCGAGAAAGAAACGGCCGAGGCAGAGCUGGUCAAACUCCGAGCUCAGGUGGACGAAGGGGGAAACAAUCAGGCUCUGCAGGUGAAACUGGAGGCCCUGCAGGCGGAGCUGAAGGCUGUUCUUCACAGUAAAGCCCUGCUGGAGAAGGAGCUGCAGGAGGUCAUCAGUCUGACCAGCGCUGAGCUGGAGGAGUACCAGGAGAAAGUGCUGGAGCUCGAGGACGAGCUCCAGGAGUCGCGCUGUUUUAAGAAGCGGAUUCGCCGUCUGGAGGAGGCGAAUAAGAAGCUGGCGCUGGAGCUGGAGCACGAGAAAGGGAAGCUGGCUGGACUGGGACAAUCCCACAGUGCACUGCGGGAGCACGCCAACAUCCUGGAGACGGCUCUGGCCAAGAGGGAGGCGGACCUGGUCCAGCUCAACCUGCAGGUCCAGGCUGUGUUGAAGAGGAAGGAGGAGGAAGACCAGCAGAUGAGGCAGCUGGUUCAGACGCUGCAGACGGCUCUGGAGAAGGAGAGGAUUAAAGUGAAAGAUCUCACAGAGCAGGUUGCGGAGGCGAAGCUGGAGGCGGGUCAUAACCGCAGGCAUUACCGAGCAGCAGUGCUGGAGCUCAGUGACCUCAGGAAGGACCUGCAGGCCAAAGAGGAGCUGCUGAAAAGCCUGCAGGAGCAGGCCAAGACACUGGAAGCUCAGGAUGCCCAGCGCUCUCAGGAAGUGUCCCGGUUCCAGACGGAGCUCACGGAGGCACACGCACAGCUGCAGAUCCUCCAGAAACAGCUGGACGAUGAGCUCAACAAACAGCCGCUCACUAACCAGGAGGUGGAGGAUCUGAAGUGGGAAGUUGAACAGAAGCAGCGUGAAAUCGAGGCACAGCGCCACCAGCUGGAGCUUUCAGAGCAGAGCAGCCAGAGAGAGCUGGACAGUGUGCAGGACACACUGCAGCGGGUGCGCGUGGAGCUGGAGCUGGUCCAGGAGGAGCUGAACAGCACCAAGAAGGAUAAGUUUGUCCUGCAGGCUAAAGUGGCCGAGCUGAGGAGCAGCAUGAAGACGCUGCUGCAGCAGAACACGCAGCUCAAACAGGACCUCAAACACUCGCGCACCAGGAAGCGGAUGGAUGCAAAAGGUGACUCGACUCCAGUGACCCCUGUGAAAAUUCCGGAUUGUCCUGUUCCUGCAUCCUUAUUGGAUGAGCUGCUGAAACCCUCGGCUUCCGUCAACAAAGAACCGCUCAAUAACCUGCACAAUUGCUUACGGCAGCUGAAACAGGAAAUGGACAGUCUUCAGAAGCAGAUGGAGGAGCACACCGUUACUGUGGCGUCGUUGGCCAGUGCGGAGGACGAGCUAAACAAACUGGGGAUCCAUGAAAACUGCCCCAGACGACUGUCCAAAGAGGAGGAGUCAGAGACGCCCCAAGAGAUGGAACAGGCUUCUUAAAAUAAAAAUAACAAAAAGAACAUACAGCAGCGAAUGAUCCCUCUAAACCUCCAUCUGUCCGUCUGCCUCCGGGAGAAAAUUGCUUUUAUCAUAACGGGCACUUUUAAAAUGCUUUUCUUUGUUUUUUUUUUUCUUGGGCCAAUAUUUGGUCGUGUCCCGUCUUGAGACAGAACGUUUGGGUUACCUAUGGUGUUUCCUUGUUCCGCAGCUUUAUUCAUUUUGCUAUUUUUAUUGUCUCUUCGUUGCUGAUGUCAUCUGUCGUUGUUUAUUUAUUUCCAGUUUAGUCAGAGCUCUGGGAAAAAGGUUUGUUUAUUCUCUGCUGAGGUCAUGAAAGCCGGACCGUUUCUCAGUAGAACUUGCCAAAUUUCUUCACUCGUAACUGAUUUACACUCAGUGUUGUCAUUUUCUUCCUGGUCUGGUCAGCAGUUGAAGCCAUAGUUGGGCCAAAAAAUCUCGUUUGUUCAGCCCCUCAAAUCCCUCAUUGGAGGUGGGCCAAGACGUGUCUGAAGUUUGCUUCUUUUAGCACUGGAGCUACGAAGCUAAUGUGGCUUAGAGGUAGUGGAGGCUGCGCCAGUAAUUAGCUUCAUGCAUGCAUUUGCCUCAAACUGUAUUAAGAUGUUAGGUAAUAUAAAGUACAUGCUUACCGUCACUGUCUCCAAACAGGUAACUUUAAAGGAGAAGGAUAGAACCUUCUGAACUUUAAAUGGAAGUCAAAGGAACCAGAGGUUCUCACCCAGCUGUCGUUUUCUUAUUAUGUAUAGAAGAAAAAUGACAACAGCGGAGAUCUGAGGAUGGAUGAUGUAUGAUGAUGAAUGUUGUCCAUAAACAUGGACAGAAGCACAUGCCUUACUUUUUACAGCUACGUUAGCCUCGUAGCUCCCUUGCUAUGACCUACAGAAGCAAACUUCAGACACCAAACACGUCUUGGCUGAUCAGCUGCAUCUGGGAGCGUUAGAUUCUUUGGCCAGACUAUUGUUUUAAAAUGGUCUUCAGUGUUUGGAAAGUGAGUUUAAGCUACAUAUCGGCUGCGGAACCUGUGGAUCGUUUUUUUCCGCUGUAGCGUUUUGGCACCAACACAGUUCUGCUCAGUGAAAACUUUUUCCCAUCCCUCAGUGCCUGUUCAGCUACUUGAUCCACUUUGCUGUUUCUAAUCCGCGAUCAGUUCGUUCUUCUUUAUUUGGGAAGCUUAGCAUUGAUCUUUCUAGGCUUCACCCACAGCUUUCGUAUCUACUGUUAUAAAGUUGGGCAAGAUUUUCAGCGGUAAAAAUGGCCUUCAGCCUAAAGAGAUCCAGCAGUGUAGCCACAUCUGUGCAGGGUUGAGUGUCCAGUUUAAAACGCUGUGCCGCUGAGCUGGAUUGUGGUAUAUAAUUAAAACCGGGCUGGUUGUGAAGGACGGAGUUAGCCACCAUGCUAACGUUAGCUUAAUAACGCGCCAAAAUAAAAAAACUACACCUGAUCUGUCCUGACGAGCUUGUUCAACCCCACAGCAGCAGCUAUGAAAGAGCUCAUCUGUGGACGGAGUCUGGAAUGGUCAGUUCUAUCUAGACCAGGGCUCUACGAUCAGUUUCUCAGUAGCCCAACUAAGGCCUGAGCAGCUUUUCUCUACGAGACAGAUGAACAGCAUUUUUCAAGAAAUCGUACUAAAGUGCUGUAAACUGAAAUGUUCCACAUGCUACUUUUCGUCAUACAUGUUUUUCUCCCGAGUGUCACAGGUUUCUCUGAAUUACGAGGCCGCUGAGGAGCCGAAAUAGGAUUAUUGAUACGUACAUGCUAACCACCACCAUGGCUGACCGCACUAAAAUAGCCCAAACAAAGCAGCACUGCUCUGUCCAGUGUGGUGGUUUGGAGGCUUUGGGAGUGGCUGAUGUUGGUGUAUAACGGAGCUGAAGUUUAAUAGCAGAACGACGUUCGUGCCGCAUCGUUUCUGUUAGCUUGCUAUUAGCCUCUACGUAGCAUUACUUGCAUUUUGACUGCUAAACAACCUCGUGAUUUCAGAGAAUUCCACACGACAGGGUGCAUCUGCAUUUUAGUUUUCCUCCGAGUGCGAGUUUUCGAGAAAACGUACGUUUUUCCCCACAGAGAAAACCUGCUUAGACCCAGAGUUGCUAAUACAGCGUACAGCUAACGCAUGAUGGGGCGACUCGGGCAGGGAGGCUCUAAACUGCAUCGACUCCGUUUGAAACAAGAUUUCGGCCAGAAACGUAAAGAAUAAAUGGGAUGUGCGCAGACGACUCCGUCUGUAAUCAGUCAGCGGAGGCACGUCUGGAGUUAGCGCGUUUAUUUUUAGGGCUGGAGCUAUGAGGCUAACGUAGCUGACCUGUAGCGACGGCGGUUCACGCUGAGCGUUGUGUGCGUUCUUUAGUGAUUUCUAACAGACCUGAGAGCGAUUUCUGACACCGCGUGAGCCGCUAUCGACUACAGUGUGGACGAAAUAAGCCCUCAAGCUGCCCGCUGCAGUUUUUAGCUGUGCUAACGUACUUUUAUCCAUAUUUGUAGAUGGUAGUGCGUCUCAUGUUGUUAGAAACCACUUGGGCGAGUGUGUUAGAGAUUAGUGAGCAAGUUGAUCUGUUUGAGGUGAGUGUGUCGUAUGCGUUGAUUUAGGCGUACAGUUAGCACCAUGCUAACCUAGCGCUUGCUAGCUUCUGCUACUGGGCUAGAUUAGCCCCGUAGCUUCAGUGCUAAGCUAACAGAGCAAACUUCAGACACGUGCCACCGACUUCGUUUGAGGCGGUGGGGAAGUUUGAGAGGGAAAAGCAGCCGGAGAAUCAGCUUCUCUCCGUGUGGCGUUCAUGUUGUGUUUGUUAGCGGCCGCUAAAGCUGUGGCUCCUGUUUGAUGAGGGACCCUGUCUUUUCUGUUUUAGGGCUGAGCCUGUAUGGUUUCCCAUAUAGGGACUUCUUUCGAAGCCGUUAGAGAUAUAAAUAUAUAUGAAUUCAGUAAAGCUAACGCUUCUAACAGCGAGUGAAGGCAUGGUGGCGCUAGCCUCUGUUCUUUGUCAGCACCGUUAGCCUGUGUGCCUGGGCUGUUUGGAUGGAGUGGUGAGGGGUUUCUGUGGGGAAGUGUGUGAAAGUGUGUGUUUGGAACAUGUUCGCUGCUGAGUGUAAUAUAUUUAUAAUAUAUAUGAGACGUAUUUGAAUGAUGUUGCACAACUGACGAGAGGAGAAUUAACCGAGAGAGGAAGAUGUAAAAUAUUGUUGCUAACUUUUUUUGGGAACGAGUUUCUGACGAAGCCUUUUUUUUUUUUUUCUUUCUUUCUUGCUUUUAUGUUUCUGAGGAGGUUUGAGCGUUCCGAGUUGUUGAAUCUUUCGCAGCCUUAUCACGUGGUGCGCUCAGUAUACAUAUUUACUGUACAUUAAAUGCGGUUUUCCCCCACAGAAGUUGCCCUUUAGCCGUUCGAGCUAAAGGCCCUGUCCUGGAUUCUGAGUUAAAGGUGGACUCCAUCAUUUUUCAACCUAACCUCCAUCUGGCGCGUCUGUAGGACACGGUCGAUUACCACAGACAACGGCUCCGACGCGCUUCCCCGUUCUUAGAAAAUGACAGAAAAACGACGACUCCUCACACGUUUGUAAUAGAAGUCAAUGGGCAGUCGCUUCCGAGUGCUACAGACGCAGCAGAUUGAGAUGAUGUCAGAAGUAUUGAUGAUAAUUUCUCUGAUUUCAUUUAUAAGCCUGUACACUAUUGUCAAGAAGUGAGCUUUAAAACCCAACGUGUACUUCCGUUCAAAGGGAUGAUGCUAACGGCACCCAAGUCCAGUCCUAAAAAGCCAUAGCACUGAACGGUGGAGUGCGUUCCACCUCCAGCACAGCUCAUUAGCUAAUUACCAGGCCUUAUUGAGCUGCAUCAGGUGCGUUCAAUUAGGGAAAAGGCCCUAAACUGUGCCGUGGCCCUGUCGGACUGUAGUGCUGACACCGAUGUCAGAAAAGGGACUAAACUGCUCUUCUUCAUCACCGUUUUGGGUUCAUUUUGCUCAUUUUCAGUAAAUAGUAAUCCUCGGCCUACUCAAUACUGUUAUUGUUUGUGCUGCAGUUGCAGUUGCGUUGCUAACGAACGAGUGCAAAUGAAUUGUGUCCUGUACGCAUCGCCUCUGGUCUGCUGCUCAACACCUUUCUUUUUUUCUGCAUUUAAAAAAAACAACUCAUAAAACUUCAUUACAGCAAA
Messenger RNA from Pygocentrus nattereri (red-bellied piranha), 9390 nucleotides. RefSeq names its product golgin subfamily A member 3. The record is from RefSeq and is a predicted model, not a curated record. The transcript is spliced from 24 exons. Lineage: Eukaryota; Metazoa; Chordata; Actinopteri; Characiformes; Serrasalmidae. Bases 807 to 5234 code for a protein of 1475 amino acids.